Molecule: messenger RNA, 2964 nt
Organism: Salvelinus namaycush (lake trout)
Lineage: Eukaryota; Metazoa; Chordata; Actinopteri; Salmoniformes; Salmonidae
Gene: itih5
Product: inter-alpha-trypsin inhibitor heavy chain 5
Exons: 14
Coding region: 1-2868 (955 amino acids)
Biological process (GO): hyaluronan metabolic process
Molecular function (GO): serine-type endopeptidase inhibitor activity
Source: RefSeq, a predicted model, not a curated record
AUGGGUAGUUCAGCUCUGCAGUUUGUCAUCCUCGAAAACUCUCCUCCGGAGACCAAACCGCAUAUCCAGGAGCUGUCGGUGAAGACCACCAUUAUCUCCCGAUACGCCUUCACGGCGGUGUCGUGCACCAUGCUCAACCGGCACUCCGCUGCCGCCGAGGGCGUCUUCCAGUUCCUGAUUCCCAAGAACGCCUAUGUCUCGAACUUUACCAUGAUCAUUGGGGGGCGUGUCUACCCCAGUGAGGUCAGGCCCAAGGAGAAGAAGGUCAAACAGGGGAAGGGCGGUGAGGCCAAACCCAAGAACAAGGAGGCAGGUGAACAGAGUAGCGAACCAGAGGUGGAGGUGUUCAGGAUGGGGGCCAGUAUCCCAGGUCGUAACCGGGCCAUGUUCAUGCUGACCUAUGAGGAGCUGCUCCAGCGGAGGCUGGGGAGGUAUGAGCAUGUGACCAGCCUGAGACCCCUGCAGCUGGUCAGCCGUCUCAGUGUGGACGUCACCAUUGUGGAUCACUCCACCAUCACCCACCUGGAGGUGCUGCCACUGCGCAACGGCAAGAGCAACACGAAUGGGAGAAACUCCCCAAAUACAGGUCCUGCUCUUCCUGUUUCCACGGUGAUCAAACAAAAUAAGACGUUCUGUAGGAUCACCUUCAGCCCCAACAUCGUUCAGCAGGCUAAGAUCACCACCAGCGGCAUGCUGGGAGAGUUUGUGGUGCACUAUGACGUGGAGAGAGAGCUGGGGAUAGGAGACAUACAGGUUCUGAACGGCCAUUUUGUGCACUACUUCGCCCCCAAGGAUCUGCCGGUGGUGCCCAAGAACGUGGUGUUUGUGAUCGACACCAGCGCCUCUAUGCUGGGCACCAAGAUCAGACAGACUAAGGAUGCCCUGUUCACUAUCCUGAGGGACCUGCGUCCAGGCGACCGGUUUAACUUUGUCAGCUUCUCCAACCGUAUCAAGGUGUGGCAGCCCAACCGCCUGGUCCCCGUCACGCCUCUCAACGUCCGAGACGCCAAGAAGUUCAUCUAUAUGCUCCAACCCACUGGAGGCACUGACAUCAAUGGUGGCAUACAGACGGGCUCCUCAUUGCUAAGCGGCUACCUGAACGCCGAUCCAGACGCCAACCACAACAGUGUGUCUCUCAUCAUCUUCCUGACAGACGGGCGGCCCACGGUGGGCGUGCUGCAGUCUCCCAGCAUCCUAAGCAACGCGCGGGCAGCGGUGAAGGAGCAGUUCUGCGUGUUCACCAUCGGGAUGGGGAACGAUGUGGACUACAGGCUUCUGGAACGCAUGGCCCUGGAAAACUGUGGGAUGAUGAGGAGGAUACAUGAGGAUUCAGAUGCCAGCACCAUGCUCAAAGGGUUUUAUGAUGAGAUAGGCACUCCACUGCUCUCUGAUAUCAGGGUGAAUUACACAGAGGACUCGGUCCAGUACGUCACCCAGCACCUCUUCACCAACUAUUUCAACGGCUCAGAGAUCGUCAUCGCCGGCAAAUUGACCAAUCAAAGUGCAGACUCCCUGCACGUCCAGGUCACCGCCAGCAACAGCGACAAGAGCAUCGUCCUGGAGACAGACGUGGCGUUACGGCAAAGGGAGGUGGAGACGGAGAGGCACGUGAAGGAGGCGGCGGCCGGGGUGGGGUCAGGGGUUACAGGGGCGGGCACGACAGGGUCAGUGGCGGAUGAUUUCGUGGAGCGUGUAUGGGGUUUCCUGAGUGUGAAGGAGGGGCUGAGGUCCAGGCUGAAGAGCCAGACCAGCAGGGAGAGAGAGGGACAUACCCAGCAGGCGACUGACCUCUCCCUGACAUACCACUUCCUCACGCCCCUCACCUCCCUGGUGGUGGAAAAACCUCAGGUGCUGGCCGACGGAACCAUGGCCGAGGACACACCCACCCCCACCCCUGUAACCACAGAGACAAAUAAGAAGGCUGUUUCAGCCAAUGAGCUGUCGGAUGAGACGGAAGGGGAGGAAGACACAGCCCAGAGCCUGCACUUGAAGAAAGACCAGCCGGGUGGACAGAGUUCCACAGUUACCAAGACAACGGGUAAAGUUUUGAAGAGGCCAGCCCAAAAAUCUGUAACCAUCUCCAAAACAUCAGCGGACGGCGAUCCCCACUUUGUGGUUGAGUUCCCCCUCAGUAAACUGACUGUGUGUUUCAACAUCAACGGAGAGCCAGGACACAUUCUCAGAAUGGUAUCUGACCACAAGCACUCUGGUGUGACAGUAAAUGGUAAGCUGAUAGGCGCCCCAGCGCCAGCGGGCAGCCACAAACAGCAGAGGACAUACUUCAGCACCCUUACCAUCGUGGUGAACCGACCCAAACGUUCCUACAUCGAGGUCACCCCCAAGAAGGUCAUUCUGGAUGGACGUGACCGCCUGGUCCUGCCCUGCGACACCACAGUCUCCGUGGAGAGUGGCGGGCUUGCGGUGACGAUAGUGGGAAAGUCCACCGUGACCGUAACCAUAGGAAGAACUAUUAGUUUCGUCAUACUGGUGCAUCAGUACAAGAACCCUGCUCCCUAUCAGAGAAACCACCUGGGAUUUUACAUCUCCAACAGCAAAGGGCUGUCACAUGACUGUCAUGGACUACUGGGUCAGUUCCUGUAUGAGGAAGUGGGACUCGCAGAGCUUCCUGGCAAUGCCACGGCAACAGGAGACAACAGCACGUUUGAACGUUCACACAUCCUGAAGGUCAAAGGGCGUUCAGUGCCGGUGGUCCAGAAGACCCGGCGUAUCUACAGCGGACGUCAGAGCGUGGACUGCUGGUUCGCCAGGAACAACGCAGCCAAGCUGAUCGACGGACAGUAUGAAGAUUAUGUGGUGUCACACCUAUUCGACACGGGCGAUUGGCCCCACGGAAGUAACGGAGCCUGAGACAGGAGCCAAUAAGGAGCCAGCAAUGAACUUGUCCCGCCCACACAUAAACUAUAACCCCAGGUACAGCUAUAGUAGCCAACAUGCUCUUUUCAU